Molecule: messenger RNA, 1229 nt
Organism: Paramecium sonneborni
Lineage: Eukaryota; Ciliophora; Oligohymenophorea; Peniculida; Parameciidae
Source: the annotation of a GenBank genome assembly
AUGAGUAAACUUCCAUAAGGUCAAAAUGACAAUUAAUCAGAUAAUGGCAGUGUUAAUAAGAUUAGUGAUAAAUAGAAGAUUAGUACUUUAAAAAAAGCUGUUAUUGAUUUAAGAGAGGAAAAAGCUUAAUUUAUAAAAACAGUGCAAGAAUUAACAUAGAAAAAUAUUAACUUAACUUAGGAAAAGUCAGAUUUAGUACAGUGAAUUCAUUAUUUAGGAUGAAAAAUACAAUUCCAUGAUUAGAGAUUUGUAAUUAUAAAUUUAAACUCUUAACACGAUUCAAGACAAAUAAAGAAAUACUCUAGUAAACUCUAUCGGAUCUCCUAGAUCAAUUCUUUAAAAUGACCCAUUAAAUAAUAAUAACAAUUUCACAAAAUAAAUAAAAUAGCUUUAAUAGUAAAGUUCAUAUUUAUAAUAAGAGAAUUAAAAUAGAAAACAGAUGAUCAUGAAGCCCAACUGUAAAUUCUAUAGACUGGUUAUAAAGAAUUAGAAAGAGAUUUAAAAUCCAAAGAUUAUUAGAUUGAUAAACUUACUAAAGAAGUUGAAAAUAAGAAUGCUUUAAUUACUUAAUUAAGAAAGAACUUCGAUGAUGUUGAGAAAGAUCUAUAAAAUAAGAUUAAAAAUUUAACUGCAGAACGAAUGUAAUUAUAGUUAAAAUUAAAAACAAUUGAAAAGGAAAUUCAAUAAAAAGAAGAAGAAACAAAAGUAAUAUAAAAAGGAUUUGAUGAUUCCAAAUUUAGAAUUGCUUAACUAUUGAGUGAAUUGGAGGAAACAAGAGAAAAAUUCUUAUAAUACAAACUUACACUAAGUAAUUAAUUCUUAGAUAUUGAAUGUCUUUUGAUUCUAAGAUAAAAUUUGUUUCAAGAAUACAUAUUUGAGCUUGAAACUUCUGCUUAAAGAUUUGUCUAUAAAGCAAGUGAUAUUACAGAUCUAAAAAUUAAAGAUGAUCAGUCAUUUUAUCUAACAGUAAAAGCUAGAAGUAGAGAUGAAGUUUUUAAAUUAAGUCCUGGAUAAGAUAUAAAAAAAAUAUGUAAAUAAAUAAAGUAUUGAAUUAAUUUAAAGAAUAGAAACUUUUUGUAAAGAACAUAAUAAAGUAUUGCUCUUCAGUAAUCUAACUAAAUUUAGAGUCCUAAGAAUAAUAGUCUUUUUGGAGGAAUUAUAUCAAUGUUUGGAAGCGCUUCUUCAAAAAAUGGUAGCAAUACUAAUAGUGAAUAAAAAUAGAGAUGAGG